Molecule: messenger RNA, 961 nt
Organism: Magallana angulata
Lineage: Eukaryota; Metazoa; Mollusca; Bivalvia; Ostreida; Ostreidae
Exons: 3
Coding region: 1-681 (226 amino acids)
Source: RefSeq, a predicted model, not a curated record
AUGAGGUGUCCUAAAACAGGAUUUACUCCACUGAAAAUAGCGUCUCUUGUAGUUGGAGGAAUAACGAUUAUUAUCCACAUCACGGCUGUGGCGUAUCCGGAGUGGGACGGAAUAAAUGUACAAAAACAAUCACAACGAAUACAGGGUUACGGAUCGAUAUGGGACUUCACGGUAACUGAAGACAGCACAAAAAUAUUCUUUUAUAAUUCUUCAGCACGACACUUGAUGGACACGGCCUGGAAAAAACCUAUUACUAUAAUGGCGACCACUGGUAUUGCAGCAGGGGUUGUUGGAGAAGGAUUUAUUGUUUUGACGGUUUUACUGGAAAGAUGUACGAAGAAUUUCUAUGUCCAUCUUUGUGCGAAUAUGAUAUCAGUCACAUCUAUUUUAUGUGCAUCAUUUGAGUGCCUAAUGGGAGCCAUUUUAUACAAGUAUAACUAUACUAAACAUGAAGCUCCAAAAGAUCUGAACAUCAAUCGGCAUCUUCCAUACGAAGAACAUGUUCUUCGAGCAGGGUUCUACCUUGAAUGCGCAGCCGGCAGCCUAUUUAUACUUACCUCAUUAAUCCCCAUUUUGGAUAUUAUGUAUUAUGGGGAAAAGAAAACACCUUCCAUCAGCCCAGCGAUCGAUGAGGAAAACCAGAUAAUAACCGGAAAAGAUAAGACAACCAGAGAAAAAUAAAAAAAAAACCAAAGAAAAGAGACAAACACGUUCUUGAAGACGUACAUGUAACCGUAUAUAAUUCGGAAAAGAAAAAAAUGUUGUCGUUGUAGUUCGAUCAAAUAAGCUGAUAUAAUGAUACUUAUACAAGUGGAUUUAUAAAUGUGAUAUUUUCACAUGCUUAUCGGUCGCUUGCAAAAUUAGAUAUUAGUAAAAACUAAUGUUGACUUCACUUUUCCAAUUGAAAACGUAGAGAUAAUCUAAUCAGUAAGAUAUUUGUAAGCAGCAAGACACGUUUUUA